UUUGUUCUUCCAGUGUUCCAAGAUGUCCAUGUUAUGAUCUAUAUCGGUUUCGGAUUUCUGAUGACCUUCCUAAAGAAGUAUGGCUAUGGAGCAGUAGGGUACAACUUCUUUAUCGCUGCUCUUAUUACCCAGUGGGGAACCAUUAUAUCAGGCUGCUUCAAUCAGAUUUACGCCGAGGGACACAGCCAUAUUGAACUUAGCAUUCAAUCGUGAGUAUUUUUAUUUUGCUUUUUCGUGUCCUUCAACUACUCGAAAGUGUUGCAGAGUGUCUGGCUUUUAGCCUAGUUUCAUUUCAUUUUGUCUUUAUUUGUUUGUUUGUUUGUUUGUUUUCAGUAAGUGACAUAGGCAGCUCGGAAGAAAAAAUCCGAGUAAACCUAACGUACAGGACUGGGUUGUUCAAAGCUGGGUUGAGAUAACCCAGGGUUAAUGCGAAAUUUGAAUUCAGAUUUGAAGGCUUAAAAAGUAAAUUCAGUUUAACUCUUUUUGUCAACAAGUUGAUGAUUGGAUGCUCUUAAUAUAACAGACCAAAAUACCCGAGAAAAUACUUUUGAACAAAAGAAAAAGAAACCCCGGUUAAAUUUAACCCUGGCUUGAGCACUAAUCGGCCUUUGAACAACUGGGCUCACAAGUCGAACCUAUGACCGUCUCUGGUUACUAGUCCAGAGGCGCUACCACUAAGCUAUAAAGGAAACUCGUAGGAGCAAAGACACUAAACUAGGUUGAUGUGGAAUCCUGCAUUCUGCAAGACCGGGCUCGAUUACCAGCCGCUGUUCGAGAAUGAGCCCGCGUUCCUCCCCCGAACAGGCUCUUCAAAUCCAGUCUGUGCUGGGACUGAAAUGUCGAUAUGCGCGUAUUCUCAAAGAUAGAAAGUUGAUGAUGAUUUUUAUUAAGUCUAGUGAGGAAUUUGUUUUACUCAUUGAUAAUAGAGACCUUUAGUUUCGUGGAUGAAACAUGUUGGAGGAAGGUUUAUCAGAACAUGACCACAUUAGCGUGAAUACCACAAUAUAUUGUGUAACAAUUAAAAGGAACAGAUAGCUAACCGAAAGCUUAUUUAUGAGUCGCGACAAUCGUGUUACAUAAACUGUCGUGUAAGCCGUGAAAAAAGCACUCAGUCAACUGCAAAUAAAAGAUCAUCCAUGAAAACAACAAUUUUUGCUUUGCAACACAGAUUAUCAGUAAAAUAACUAUUAGUUCGCUCAACAGACCAGUGUUACUUUUUUAAUAACUCACCAAUCUUAAUUGGAGCCCCCGGAAGAAAAGACCUCGGGAAGCCACCCCCACCCCCUCGGAAAUCGCCUCCUUUUGGACCCCCUCCCCCUCCCCUCUGAAUUUCCGUUGCCCUCCGUGGGGGAGGGGGGUAGGGAUAUUUUCUGGAACUACACGUUCUCAAAAAACAGUAGCCUGCGAAUACAGCCAUUUCUCCUUGUUCCUCGCUGCUUGGGUCGUUUCGCCAGGAGUAACGCCGUCCCUCCAGGCGAAACGUCCCUAUAGCGGCAAGGAGCAAGGAGCGACGGCUGUACACGGCGACGGCGACGGCGACGGCAACGGCAACGAGAACCACAAAAAUGCAGUAGGGUUAAUUAGUAAAACAACAACUUUGCACGUGCAUCACACUUUUUUGUACAUUUCUUUGACGUCACUGCACGACUACGACGUGAAAAUGCCUAAUUUCACCUUUUAUGGGUCUUCAAUGAAAGACGCAGACAAACGACGAAGAAUUUUUCUUCCUCAGUCUUUCUAAACUUGAGUGCGGUCCCCAACAAAUCAACUCCAGGGAAAUAGACCAACAUUUGACAUUUUCAGUGAAUUGGAAUUAACGCGACAAAGCUUUAGAACAACGCGAAUUCAUUGGCGUUUUUUGCUGCCUUCACCGUCGUCGAUGCUAAAACUCCUUAUCUCGCUAAAAACCGUAUUAGAAUGACGAUGACGGCAAUUGUGUUUACCGCCAAAAUUGCGCUGGCUUGCUCACGUGCGCGAACUACGUAGUACUGAGAAAAUCUCGUUCUCGUUGUCGUCCUCGUCUUAGGAUCUAAACGUCUCUAACAUUUCCUUUCUCUUGCAGUUUGGUCACCGCAGAAUUUGCCGCCGCUACAGUUCUAAUCACCUAUGGAGCUGUUUUGGGAAAAGUAAGCCGUCUACAAUUGUUAGUCAUCGGCGUGCUGGAGAUUAUUUUCUACGCCAUCAACGAAUUAAUUGCUGUCGAGUUUCUGAAGUUUUCCGACGCUGGCGGUUCCAUUAUUAUCCACGCUUUUGGGGCUUAUUUCGGACUGGCUUUGUCUCGAACUCUUUAUACCAAGGAAGCUUUGGACAGUCCUAAAGAGGGAUCAAACUACCAUUCCGAUUUGUUUGCCAUGAUUGGUGAGUUCUUGAUCACACAUUUUUGAGCCUUAUUCAGAAGGCAAGCCUUAAUCCGAUAAUUAACAAGAAGCAACUGUUUUACUUGCGUGAACUGAUAAAAAAAAAGGGUUAUAAGAAAGGAGUAUGAAAAGAAUCAAUAUAAAGAAAGUUUAUAUUCGUUUUGCGUUCAUCCACCAUAACAUUUUGUCCAUAGGCUGAAAAGUUGGAACAACGUAAAAACAUUCACCAGUUUCAGUAAAGAUCAAAGUUGAUCGUCAUGUUGUUGAGCUUAUAAGCUUUUUACUAUCCUUACCACCCUUGCUAUUUGACAAGUGCGCAUGCAUUCUUAGUCCAUAUGAUAGAUCAGACGAGUCUACUGAAGAACGACAUUUUUUACGUUAACAAACGUACCUACCAACAUCGUUUGCGAGUGAACGAAAACAGUAAAUGCAUGCAUUUAAUUUUGGCGCCAGUCAAUGUGUAUCAUUCUAGGCGCUACGUACACAAUCAGUAUCCGCGCUUUUGUCAGAAUAGCCACUCCCCCUAAGCUUAAGGCUAUGGCUGGUUCCUAUAUUAGCCUCGUAUAGCUGGCCGGAGAUCAGCGUGGGUUUAUACUUUUUGGCGGGGAGAUUAUGCGCGAAGCUAGAGGCGAAGCCGCGUGGAAAAAAUUCCGUCAUCAUUCUUCUCGCGGCUCACUCGUCAAAUUAAACCUUUGAAUGAAGUAAUAGCGCGCGAGAAAUCCUGCCAGCUACGCAGGCAAGCUGAUUUCUAAUCACUCUCUGGGGAAAGUACUUUUGAGGGUACAUAUUGAUGUUUCUUUACCAACAGGCACCGUUUUCCUCUGGAUGUACUGGCCCAGCUUUAAUGCGGCCCUUGUGGCUCCUGAUUAUGUUGCCCAGCAUCGAUCUGUUAUCAACACCUACUUUUCACUGGCUGCCGCUUGCGUCACGACUUUCGCUCUCUCACCAGUCUUUCAGCGACAAGGUGGCAAGUGGAGAUUGAGUAUGGUGAGAAAAUUACUAACUUUCCGUUUUUAUUUUAUGGGAGGGGGUGGGGGUAAGGUUUGGGUUAGAGGGGCAAGAAUGGUACAGUGGAGAGAGCACAGGCUAACCUCUCUUAUUGCCAAGAAAGUCGCUGCUCGAGCGCAAAAUUCAAGAAUUCGCAAAAAUUUUCAGACACUUACGAGAUGGGAAAACCAUGUGCAAAAAGUAAACUACAGAACUACAUGAGGACUUAAUUUUCAGCCAUAGAAUUUCAUUCAGAGACUUGCAAGUUGCACUGAAAUGCAUUUUGAAAAGAAGGUAUUAGCUAAUUGUUCGAUUAUGUUUUUCAAAGGUCCACGUGCAAAAUGCGACCCUGGCAGGAGGCGUUGCCGUCGGAACGGCAUCUAACAUGUCAAUCAGCCCUUGGGGAGCUCUUCUGAUUGGCUGCUGUGCAGGAGCACUGAGCACCGUGGGAUACGCCUAUGUAACCGUAAGUAAACAAGAUCCUUCUCCAAAGAACGUGUUUGAUAACUACAAACCACACUGCUUGCCUUUCUAGCCACCAUGGCCACGAUCGAAAGUGUUAUCCAAGUGACUCUUCCAUAACGGAUACAUGGCCUGUAUAGCUGUAGCUGAAAACCUUUGAAAAAUAAUAAGGCGUAAAAGGGCUUCACGCCUAGGACUGGCCAUUUAUUUUGUAUUAGAAUUAGUUGAGUUGCACGCCACCGAGAGUCAAUGCCGCGAAACGCUCGAAGUAAGGACGCCUUUUCUAUUCGCGCCCUUAAUCAGAUCACUCGCGUAGCUAUUGUUUUUUCUUCUUCCGAGUUUUGCUCGAUUGUAUUCUUUAAAGUUUUAUCUGCAGUGGUUCGACUUAAAAGUAUGCAAAAUUUGUGAUUAAUUUCUCAGCCAUUCCUGACGAAGUACACCAAGACUCAUGACACCUGUGGAGUGAACAACUUGCACGGAAUGCCGGGAAUCCUCGGUGCCAUCGCGGGCGCAAUAGCCGCUGCAAAUGCAAACGCUGACAAAUACGGAUAUGAUGGGUAAGAUGACGCUUGUUUUUAUGCCAAUACUGUGUUCCAUUGGAUAGUUAGAGAAUAUCCCUUUCACGGUUGUUGUUGUUGUUGUUAUAAUUAUAAUUAUUAUUGUUAUUAUUAUAAAUUUUUUUUCAACUUUUGAUAAAGAAAAGUAAGCGAAUAUCCAUCGAUACUGCCGGAAAGUCAAAGAGGGUAUUAGAAUAACCUAGCUUACCAAGUUUAAGAGGAUUCGUCCGAAGAGAGCAAAGAUGUUGCUUCCCAAAGUCGCGAAGUUUUAGGGCGGGGGGAGGCACGAACUUGCGCUCCACCUUACAAAUGUCUGUAAAAUUCUGCCACUUUGUGGAACUAUAUGUUUGUUAGUUUUCAACAAACAUUUUUCGAACUUGGCAACUUUACUGGUUUUAAGGCGUUGUUACCAGCUGGUCGCACUCAUAAGCUGAAAAAGAUUGUGGAGAGGAGUCUAUUGGAAAUAACCAGUCUUUCGAAUUAGACAAACUAAAGUUUGACCAAACUGGACUCCAUUCAGCCCUUUUACCACUACUAAUUGGAUAUUGUUGUGUUGACAAUUUUCAGCAUGUACAAUAUUUGGCCUGGGAUGGCUCCUGAGAAGAAUUCAACCGACCACCUUAAGCUGAUGAACCUGGGUGUGACUGUCACUGGAGACGGUCGAUCUGCCAAGGCCCAGGCUGGUUACCAGAUCGCUGGUCUCGCGGUCGCUCUUGGCAUCGCUGUCAUCGGUGGAAUCGUGACUGGUAAAAUCUUUGUUGUAGUACAGUCAAACCUGUAUUAA
This is a messenger RNA of Porites lobata, 5147 nucleotides long. Lineage: Eukaryota; Metazoa; Cnidaria; Anthozoa; Scleractinia; Poritidae. The record is from the annotation of a GenBank genome assembly.